UUUAUUCUAGUGACGUGUCGAGGCCUGAAACAGCAAGACUUGGAUGAAGCAAGUCUAAUUUACGCUCUGAGAAGCGAACUAAACUCACAUCUUUAUUAACAAUUACUCUAACAGUGCCAGUAAGAUUUGGAAAGCUGGUGUAAAUCCAAAACGACCUCGUAUCGGGCUGAUCUAGUGAUCAAAACACACAUUGAGGAUGGGUGGAAAUUCUUCAAAGGAAAACAAGGAAAAGAAUGAAGAACCUCCUAUCCAGGCCCCACGAGCAAAUCUUAUGGAAGACACGAAGUAUGUUCUUCUUAUUCACAAAUCGGAUACCGAAAAAAAAGAGGAAAUAGUUGAAAACUUUCAAGAUGCUAUCCAGGACAAAGCGAAAGGGUCUGUAGAGUUCGUCGAGAAUGUGAAUAUUAAUAAAGAAAAUUACAAAAGCAAAUUGAAAGAUGCUUCUUGGCUAGACAAAACCAACAACGUCGUCUUGAUAAGCUUGACAUCUGAGGCAAUUCCCGCAAUAAAAAGAACAUGUGAAGAAAGAGGUUAUGUAAAUGAUGGCGUGGUACAUAAAAAGGUGUUCACAGUCUCGUUUGGGCCAAGUUUGGAUUCCCAGUGGCCUCCGCAAGGCGUUUUAAACGCCGCUGAAGAUGCACGACACUUUGCGUUUGAGUUUGAAGACGUUGAAAACAUCACCUUUAGCGAUUUUGUGAACUCUGGCAAAAUUAAAGGCUUAAUUGGAGCUAUUCAUAGUGUAUAAUGACUUCUGAUGGACCUUUUUUAAGCAACAUUGUCUGUAGUGUAAUUCCAGGAAUUAUGACGUUCACAAGACGCUGUUGAAAAAUUGAUUGAAAAAUAACAAUUAACUGAAGGGUGUAAUUAGUUGUUCAGGUGACAUCCACCAAAUAAAGUUUUCAUACUAGAAA
Dendronephthya gigantea is the source of this 911-nucleotide messenger RNA. RefSeq lists its product as uncharacterized. The transcript has 2 exons. Lineage: Eukaryota; Metazoa; Cnidaria; Anthozoa; Malacalcyonacea; Nephtheidae. The record is from RefSeq and is a predicted model, not a curated record. The coding region runs from base 197 to 745 and encodes 182 amino acids.